Gekko japonicus is the source of this 827-nucleotide messenger RNA. RefSeq names its product heat shock protein family B (small) member 1 (gene HSPB1). Bases 64 to 708 code for a protein of 214 amino acids. The record is from RefSeq and is a predicted model, not a curated record. Lineage: Eukaryota; Metazoa; Chordata; Lepidosauria; Squamata; Gekkonidae. Gene Ontology annotation, molecular function: protein folding chaperone. Gene Ontology annotation, biological process: response to heat; protein refolding. The transcript is spliced from 3 exons.
GGCUGUUGCUCCCUGCAGUCAGAGUCCAAACGGAGAGCUCCAAGCACGACUCCUGGAUGAGACAUGUCUGAACGCCAAGUCCCCUUCACUUUCCUCCGCAGCCCCAGCUGGGACCCCUUCCGGGACUGGUAUCGGGGCAGCCGCCUCUUUGACCAGUCCUUUGGGAUGCCCCUCAUCCCCGAAGACUGGUACAAAUGGCCUGUGGGGACCACCAGUUGGCCAGGCUACGUCCGUCCUCUGGCCAGUGUGAGCCCCGAACAGGGAGCUGCCGGCCCCAUAGUCACCUCGCCAAGCACCAACCCGGCAUACAACCGGGCCCUGAGCCGCCAACUGAGCAGCGGCAUCUCCGAGAUUCGGCAAACUUCAGACAGCUGGAAAGUGGCUUUGGACGUCAACCAUUUUGCACCAGAGGAACUGGUGGUGAAGACCAAGGAUGGGGUGGUGGAGAUAACUGGUAAGCAUGAAGAAAGACAAGAUGAGCAUGGGUUCAUUUCCAGAUGUUUCACCAGAAAAUACACACUUCCCCCCGGCAUCGAGCCUGCUGCAGUCCGCUCAACGCUUUCCCCAGAUGGCACGCUGACCGUGGAAGCCCCGUUGCCCAAACCAGCCAUCCAGUCUGCUGAGAUCAAGAUCCCCGUCACCUUUGAGGCCCAUGCCCAGAUCACUCCGUCGGAAGCCAGGAAGCCUGAGGAUGCAACCAAGAAAUGACCGGCCUCCGGAGAUCUGCAAUUCAUCUCCAGGGGGGGAAAGGGCAUUUCAGAUCAGGCCUGUAGCUACAGGGGGCAUCUCGGGGCCUGGCCCCCUGACUCACUGCCACGGCCCUCUGA